AUGAGGACUGCUGUUGCUGUUGUUGCUGUUGUGGCGGUUGCGCUGCUGCUGUGUUCAGUGGUGGUGGACGGUGCCAAAGGGAGGAGGAAAGGACGACGCGGGCUGUCCAGCGCCACGGAGAAGGCCAAACACAAGUGCACGACAUGCAGGCGCAUCGUGGACGACUUCUUCAACGGCCUUGAGAAGACAGAGAACGACAUUGAGUUUCGCGGCGAGUCAAAGGGGUGGACCAAGGACAAUGAAAAGUUCCUCGGAAAGUACGCCAUGAAUGAGGCGCGGAUGACAGUGGCACUCGAGGGCGUUUGUCAGCAAGACUACAAAUGCACGGAAGUGUUUGCGGAGUUGGAGGAGGACAUCGAGGACUGGUGGACAGAGGAGCGGCCAGACGACACCACCACCCGCGAUGCUCUCAUAGAAUGGCUCUGCAUUGACAAACACAAGUACUGCUGCCCGGCUGGCACAUAUGGCAAGACAUGCAAGCCAUGUGCUGGUGGGGCUGAUACGCCCUGCUCUGGACACGGAACGUGCAGCGGUGAUGGUUUCCGCCACGGCAACGGAAAGUGCAAGUGCACAGAUAACUUCACGGGCCCCACAUGCAGUGAAUGCGCCCCAGGCUUCUACAUGAACGAAUGCGCAGCGGACCCGAAUUCGUGUUCGGACGACGUGAACACGUUCUGCAAGAACACGCCCGGAUCGUUUGAGUGCGCGCCGUGUGAUGCGGCGUGUCUGGACGGAUGCUCCGGUGACGGACCACAACACUGCCACGCUUGUCGUGACGGUUACGAGCCCGCACCGGACGGCGGCUGCCGGGAUGUGGACGAGUGCCUGGAUUAUCCCUGCACUGAAGGCCAAGGGUGCGUCAACACGGCUGGCAGCUACCGGUGCGAGACGUGCCAUUCAAGCUGCGAUGCGAGCAGUGGCUGCUCAGGACCAGGGGCGUCAGACUGCACAGCGUGUGCUGCUGGGUUUGAGCGCGUUGAUGGAGCUUGCAAGGAUGUGAACGAGUGCGAGGAGUUUGUGUGCGAUCGGCCAAAGACCUGCACGAACGAGGAGGGCACUUACGCAUGCGUGUGCAAAGGCCCGGCGGUUGAGGUUGAGAAUGCAGACGGGACGGUGUCGUGCGCACUGCCAUCUUGGUUUCCCUUCCGAGCAAACGACGAUGAUGACGCUGACGAUGAUGAUGACAGCUCGGUUACCGUUACGCAGGAGCGCAUCGAUGCUGCUGAUGUGGACGCAUCCACGUCGCUUCAAGGCAACAUCACAGUUGGCUCCUCUGAGGGCAACAUGAAGCAGUUGAACGUGUCAUUUGAGUUGCCCCUCUUUGCCGACGCCGAUGUGACGCCAGUCAUUCGCUCCAUUCGCCCCGUCAACGAAUGUUGCGGUGAUCAGUUUGAGUUUCGGGUUGCACGCGUCACGCCCACCGGGUUUGCUGUCCUGAUCCAGCGAACAGACUCACAGCAGUCGUGGGGACAGGAGCUUGUUGCCGAGUACACAGCUGUGAUGGAGAAGCAGACCACCAACGACAACGCUCCCUCGAAGGACGAGUUGUGACACACACACACAGCACAACACACGUACACACACCACACCACAUUCACAAACACACUACAUACAUCCAACACACACCGCACCACAACCAGCCCAGCUCAGUUCAGUUCAACACAGCUCUUGUUUGUUUUGUUUGUGUUGUAAUUCUUGGAAUGAACACACCGCAACCAAAAUGAAAUGAAGCUGUUAAUCAAGUGAGAAACAAAGACCCACCAACGCAAAUUAAAAUCAAAAAGAAACA
Molecule: messenger RNA, 1789 nt
Organism: Salpingoeca rosetta
Lineage: Eukaryota; Choanoflagellata; Craspedida; Salpingoecidae
Exons: 14
Coding region: 1-1551 (516 amino acids)
Molecular function (GO): calcium ion binding
Source: RefSeq, a predicted model, not a curated record